This is a messenger RNA of Miscanthus lutarioriparius, 1749 nucleotides long. The record is from the annotation of a GenBank genome assembly. NCBI's taxonomy places the organism in Eukaryota, Viridiplantae, Streptophyta, Magnoliopsida, Poales, Poaceae.
AUGGCGCUCCCAUGGUGGCUCGCCACCACGGCGUGCGCCUCGCCGCCACCCGGCCCCGGCUCCUUCACUGACGCGCUCGUGUUCCUCUUCCUCUCCCCGUGCCCGCAGCGCUUGCUCCUCGCCGCCGUCGACCUCGUGUUCCUCGUCGCCUGCCUCGUCCACCUCGCCCGACGCUGCCUUCGCAGGGGACAGGGACACCCGGGGCCCGCGGCUGCCCCCCUCUCCCGAACGCGUGCCGCUGCUGCAGAAGCCGAGCCAUCCUCCUUCGCCGCCGCUCUCCCGCUGCCACCGGUCACUGGCUUCACCGGCCAUGGCAGCGGUGCACAAGAAGGUGAAGCAGAGCACACCGGCACGGAGGAUCCUCCCUCCUCGCCGUACGCCGCGGCUUCGUUCCUGUCGCGCGCGACCUUCAGCUGGAUCAACUCCCUCAUCAACAAGGGCUACGCAGCUGAUUCCCUCAAAACCGAAGACGUGCCCCCGGUCUCUGCCGGCCACCGCGCCGAGGCGGCGUACACCCUGUUCAUGUCCAAUUGGCCGGCGUCGCCGGGGUCUCGGCACCCGGUUGGCGUGUCACUCUGGCUAUCUUUCUGGCCCCAGCUCGUGCUGACUGCGUUUCAUGGCCUCGCGCGCCUGGGGGCCAUGUACGUCGGCCCGUCGCUCAUCGACAGGUUCGUCGAGUUCAUCCGCCGCGGUGGGACACCGUGGGAGGGCCUCCGGCUCGUUCUCAUCCUGCUCUCCGGCAAGGCCGUCCAGACGCUGGCAUCCCACCAUUACAGCUUCCAGGGACAGCUUCUGGGCAUGCGCAUCCGCGGCGCGCUGCAGACGGCAUUGUACCGCAAGUCGCUGCGCCUCACCGCCAGUGCCCGCCGAGCGCACGGCGCGGGCGCCAUCGUCAACUACAUGCAGGUCGACGCUGGGAUCGUGUCCUUCGCCAUGCACGGACUCCACGGGCUGUGGCUGAUGCCGCUGCAGAUAGUGGUGGCGUUGCUCCUCCUGUACUCCUACCUCGGCCCCGCCGUGCUCAUGACGCUCGCCGUGAUCACCGCAGUGACCCUGGUCACCGCCUUCGCGAACAAGCUCAACCUGGCGUAUCAGGCGUGGGAGGACACCUUCGGCGGCAAGGUUCGCGACAUCCGGCGGGAAGAGCUCGGGUGGCUGGCCAAGAUCAUGCUCUUCAUGUGCGCCAACACGGUGGUGUUCUCGAGCGGUCCGCUCGCCAUGACGGUGCUCGUGUUCGGGAUCUACAUCGCCUCCGGCGGGCAGCUCGACGCCGGCAAGGUGUUCACGGCCACGGCGUUCUUCGGCAUGCUGGAAGGCCCCAUGCAGAACUUCCUGCAGACGAUUGUCAUGUCCAUGCAGGCGUUUGUGUCGCUGGAUAGGCUGAACAAAUUCCUGACGGACGCCGAGAUCGACACUGCGGCCGUGGACCACAUCGAGAGUGGCGGCUCUGGGGACACGGUGGCCGUCAAGAAUGGCCAAGGAAAUGGGGCGGAGUUGGUGACAGUGCUGAGGGGCAUUGACGUGGAGGUGAGGAGUGAGAUUACGGCGAUGGUCGGGACAGUGGGCUCCGGGGCAAGUCAUCGCUGCUUUCCUGCAUCAUGGGGGAGAUGCACAAGCUCUCCGGCACGGUUAGCAUAUGUGGAAGCACAGCAUAUGUUUCUCAGACCUCUUGGAUCCGAAAUGGAACCAUUCAAGAGAACAUUUUAUUUGGAAAGCCAAUGCAUCCGGAGAGAGAUUCAGAAAUCAUAA